Stylonychia lemnae is the source of this 927-nucleotide messenger RNA. NCBI's taxonomy places the organism in Eukaryota, Ciliophora, Spirotrichea, Sporadotrichida, Oxytrichidae. The record is from the annotation of a GenBank genome assembly.
AUGAUUUGCUCAAUAGUUUGUGUACUUUGGUAUGUGGGAGUCUUGAAGAUGCUAGAAUUGCUAUACAGAAUUAUUUGGAUGAUUAGAAGAGCUCUAAGAACUACUGACUAUCUGCCUGAUAGAUAUGGUAAAGGAUCUUGGGCAGUAGUGACUGGUGGUACUGAUGGAAUUGGCUUAGAAAUGGCUAAAGAGCUAUCAAGAUUAGGAUUCAACAUUAUUAAUGUUGCUAGAGAUAGCAAAAAACUUAAGGAUUCAGAGGUAGAAAUAAAGAAAACAAACUCAACCACCCAGAUCAGAUCAAUAAUGUUUGACUUCAGCAAGACGAUUAAGCCUGAGGAUUACUAAUCUUAGAUUACUGAUCAAAUCAAUGAUUGUGACGUGUCAAUUUUGAUUAAUAACGUCGGAGCAAAUUAAUCAGGAGAUUUUGAAAGAGUACCGAUCGAAAAACAUAAAGAAAUGAUUGAUGUAGGAAUAAUGCCAGGCACUAUCCUUACAAAAUUACUCAUGGAUAAGAUGCUUAAAAGACCAAAGAGGACUGCAGUACUCUUUACUACUAGUGUUUAAGUUCUUGCACCUUUAGGAGGAGUUGCUACAUAUUCAGCAAGCAAAGUGUAUCUUGAUUAUCUAGCGAAAUCUCUAUCUCAUGAAAACAGACACAACAUGGAUGUAAUGACAUUCUAAUGUGGACUUGUAACUACUAAAUUCAAUGGCUACUACAAAGGAGGAUUUUAUGCAAUAAAACCACAGCAAGCAGCGUUUGGAGCAUUAAAAGACUUAGGUUAUGAGUUUAGUAGUCAUGGACAUAUUUAUCACGACAUCUUGGCAUUUUUAAUGAGAUUUAAGAUAAAGUUCCUUUAUAAUAGUUUCUCUGAUGAAAUGAGAACUAAAUCUAAUAAGGUACUUGAGAAAUUAUCUAAGUAGAAUUGA